CCAAUACUACAUCACUUGGGAGUAAUAUUUUCAGCUCUGAUCGACAGAAUAAUGAAGACUUUGCUGGGGGCCCUUGUUCUUGUUCUGGUGUUGAACUACGGAUGUGCCCUGAAAUGCAACAACUGUGUCCCUUUGAGUGGGACGCGCUGCACACAAACUCAAGAGACCUGUGGCUUUGGAAAAGACGCCUGUAUCGCGGCCAGAUUCAACUUCUCUCCCUUCAUGAGCUUUCGGAGAUGCAGCAGUACGACGGAGUGUCUUAUUCUCUCGAGUAACACUGCCAUGAAAGUGAAAUGCUGCCAUUCUGAUCUCUGCAAUAACAUGAUCAUCAUUUAGACGGACUUCUGUCAACUCAGAACAUGAUCCUGCCAUGUUUACAGUAAUACAGAUUUAGUUUAUGAUAUGAAUUACUCAUGUUGGGGAUUUAUUUCAGCAUUUGCCACGGAUAAAUAAUUUUGGAAUAUGUGAACAAUUUACAAUUUAACUGAAAAGACUAACUCAAAUUUAAGAGUUUGAAUAGAUGCAUGUUUCUGAAAUUCAAAAGUGAAAUAAAGUUAUUGCACCAGCUAAA
Messenger RNA from Carassius gibelio (silver crucian carp), 571 nucleotides. RefSeq names its product cytotoxin homolog Clbp-3-like. NCBI's taxonomy places the organism in Eukaryota, Metazoa, Chordata, Actinopteri, Cypriniformes, Cyprinidae. Bases 52 to 336 code for a protein of 94 amino acids. The record is from RefSeq and is a predicted model, not a curated record. The transcript is spliced from 4 exons.